CUUGCAGCUCUUAGACAUGAUGAUCCUUGGACAUGCGAUGAGUUGGUGCAAGUGGCCAGGAGCAACGAAGCGCUCCAAGUGGCGUUGAUGGCGUUGAAUUCCUGCCUGGCCGUAGCCUCGAGGAGAUCCCAAUGGCAGCUGGCGUGCCUCCUUGGACUCGGAGCAUUGAGACCCUACGGCGAUGUGGUCACGUUCAACAGCCUCAUGAACUCCAAAUCCAGAUGGCCUGCAUCCAUGCAGAUCUUCGAAGAACUGCGUUGGCAAGGCCUAGUGCCCGAUGCGGUGAGCCACACCGCAACCUUCACCAUGACCGACAUGACCGACAUGACCGAUGGCACUGCGGAUCACUGGCCGAUGGCCCUACAGAACUUCCAGCGAUUGCAGGACAGCGGCAUCGCACAGGAUGUGGUGAGUUGCAGUGCUUCCAUCAACCUUUGCCGCGUGGCCAACCUGUGGCCGUUGGCGCUGGAGAUCUUCGAUGCCAUGCUUCGGGCGCGAACCGAGCCGAAUCUCAUCAGUUACAAUUCCCUGAUUAGUUGUUGCGAGACCGGCCUGCAGUGGGAAAGGGCCUGUUGGAUCCUGCAUGCGACGCAUGCGAUGCCCGCGAUGAGAGCUGAUGUGGUGACGUAUAGCGCCGUGCUGAGUUGUUGCGAGAAAUCCUCCCAGUGGCAAUUGGCCUUGCACACUUGGAAGCUGCUGCAGGGCGGUGCUUCAGCGAACCUCAUCAGCUACAACAGUGCAAUCAGUGCAUGUGGCAAGGGUCUGCAAUGGCAGCUGGCGCUUCAUUUCUUUCAGCAUCUCGAAGGCUCCCGUCUCUCACCAGAUACCAUCAGCUACAACGCUGUAAUCAGUUCGCAGAAGUGGCAGAUGGCCUUGCAGCUCUUCGAGGAGAUGAGUCCGCUUGCCGUCGUCAGCGUCGUGACGUUGGGCGCGCUGCUGAGCACCUGUGAGGCGCAGUGGACCAUAGCCUUGGAGCUCCUGGAGGCCGCGCUCCGAGGGCUGUCACCCAACGUGGUGAUCUUCAACGCCGCCAUCAGCAGCUGUGAAAAGGCCUCCGAGUGGCCGGCGGCGCUGGCCAUUUUUGGAAUGAUGCGCGAAAGCAAUGUGGAAGCGGAUGUCAUCACCUACAAUGCGUUGAUGAGUUCCUGUGAGAAAGGGCUGCAGUGGCAACUGGCCAUGCACCUUUUCAGUCUGGUGCCGCAGCCUACCGCCAUCAGCUACAACGCUGUCAUCAGCGCUUGUGCGCGGGUGGGAGACCAAUGGUGGAUGGCGCUGCGUUGGUUGGAGCGGAUGAGUCAGCAGCAGGUCCUUCCCACGGUGAUCAGCUACAACGCUGCGAUGAGCGCCUGUGAAAAGUCCCUGCAAUGGCAGAUGGUGCUGCGUUUGUUGCAGCAGAUGUCCGUGGUAGACUUGAGCCCGGAUGAGAUCAGUUUCAAUGUGGCGGUCAGUUCCGUGCGCAGGGUCUGUAUUGAUUUGAUGUGAUCCUUCAUGGUCUGGUUGGUGG
Molecule: messenger RNA, 1504 nt
Organism: Cladocopium goreaui
Lineage: Eukaryota; Dinophyceae; Suessiales; Symbiodiniaceae
Source: the annotation of a GenBank genome assembly